AUGUUCUUCUUGAGCAUUGAAAAUCUUUGCGAUAUUGCUGAGCAGUCGAAAGAAGAUCAAUGUUAUGAGGCUUUUCAAUUGUUUCAACUCUCGGCUGCAGCCUCGUAUUCUUCUUGGAUUUUAGAAAUACAUAAUGAUGAUGACAAUAAUAACCGUGACCAUCAUCCCACAUGGAUUGAUCGGAACGAUAGAUUUGAUUCACACCAUUAUUCUCAUCAUUCGAAUUCAACUUUAAUGGAAAACACAAUCAAUAAUAUAAUUUCAUCAACAACCAACAUCACAGAUUCAAUACUGUCCGUAGGUGGUGGUGGUAGUAGUGGUGAAAAACAUGGAAAGGGUGAUGAUGAUUCAUGCAAAGUCAAUCGCUCGCGCAAGUAUCGUUCGAUAUCAAAACCCACUUCUACGAGUUUUCACAGUGGUUGUUUGGUGCAAAACUCACAAAUGAAUUGGUGCCUUUUCGUAUCUGGAUGUACUAACAUGAGUGACGAUGUUGUGAUUCAAGCUUUUGAUUUGGACACAAGGACAUGGAUUGAAUUAUUCCAUGACAAGAAAUACUGUUUCGAUGAUGACGAUGAAGAAGAGCCAACCACAAACCAAGAUGACAAUCGUGAUGACAUAAAUGAAAACACUGAUAACAUCAUGAAUGACGACGACUACGACGAGAUUAUUAAUACAUAUCCACUUCAAAUUUGGGGCCACAGUGUUUGCUAUUCUCCUCUCACCAAACUCUUGUACGUUUUUGGUGGUAUUGGAAAUGAUGACGGUUACAAUGACAAACUUUUCGAAUUUUCUUUGGACGAGCGUAACUGGAAAUGGAGACGAACGAAGAAUGAACUCGAAAACAGCAGCACAGAAAAUACUUCUACCGAUACUACACAACUUUGUAGACCACCAGAAGGACGUCAAGGACACAGAUGUGUCUAUCUUACAAAUCAGCACAAAAUUGUCAUAUUUGGUGGUUAUUCAGUUCAUCACUUGGAUGAUUUUUUUGUCUAUGACAUUAAGCUAAAUAUUUGGUCACACAUGGAAGAAUGUGGCAACAAGUCAAAUCGCCUCUCUCCCAGAGAAGUUUUUUCCAUGGUGUUGAAUGAACAACGCCAAUCCAUUGUAUUUUUUGCUGGAAAGGAUGAUAAUUACCGGUAUAAUGAUGUAUGUGAAUUUUCACUGGUGACCAAGAGGUGGUACCUUCUUCAUCCGGGUGGAGACAAAAGGAGUGUCGACUCAAACACCUCCUCAAAGCAACAUGUGAAUACGGACACUCCUUCAGCUAGAAGCUCUCACUCAUGUGUCAUGAUCGAGAAAUUACAACGAAUGGUGAUAUUUGGAGGAUAUAAUGGAGACCAUUGGCUUAAUGAUUGUUGGAUGUUUGAUUUUGCUUUGAAAACGUGGACUAAAGUUGAACUAUUCCCUCAACGUCUCUCUAAGAAUAGUUUGAGAACAUUCCAGAACGGUUUCAGUAGUCAUGUAUCAGUUUUUGACCCGUUAAAGAGCGAAAUGCUUAGUUUUGGUGGUUGGUCUGGAGAUUAUGACAACAAUGCACUGUGGUCAAUAACUUUUCCAACUCUGAAUGAACUCGAUUUUCAAUCAAAACUUGGCAAUCUUGUGGAUAAGAAUGUACUGAGCGAUAUAAUGAUAGUAACGUGCUCUUUUUCUUCUUCUUCUUGA
Messenger RNA from Naegleria fowleri, 1665 nucleotides. RefSeq lists its product as uncharacterized. Gene Ontology annotation, molecular function: protein binding. The transcript has 2 exons. Lineage: Eukaryota; Heterolobosea; Eutetramitea; Acrasida; Naegleriidae. The coding region runs from base 1 to 1665 and encodes 554 amino acids. The record is from RefSeq and is a predicted model, not a curated record.